GAAGACAUUGAAACUGAGAACAGAGUUGUAUAUUUCUCUCUCUUCAUUUCUCUGUCAUCAGCAGGAAUGGAAGAAGCUCUGCUACCAGCAACCAAAGAGAAGGAAUCAUGGGGUACAUAUCAAUAUAUGGGAAGAUCAAAUUCAUUUAUGCCUACUGGUUCUGUUGGAACUGAUCAAGUGAGCCUUGAAGAAAUUCGAUCUGCUUCUGUUUUUUCUGGUUAUCCCCCAUCAAUUCAUGCUGCUUUGAUUACUACUCCUGAACCUGAUCCUAACGAGCAAGCUGUAGUUUAUCAAGGUCAAUAUGGAGGAGUUACAUCUGCAAAUACUUAUGGUGAAACUGGAAGGCAACUUUUGGAUGAAGUGGAGAUAAGAGAGUUACUAAUCGAUUAUGUUGGACAUCGUUGUUGUUGGGGAAGUCGCCCAGCUCGGACAUGGCAGAUUCGUGCAGUGGAAGACUGCAAUGUUUAUGUGGGAACACUAGAUACUUUUAUAGAAGAGAGAGAAAGUACUACAGAAACAGAGCCAUAUCUUGGUGGGAAAAUAGAUGGAAAAGACAAGAGUCCUGAACUUGGGUUAUGGGAAUUGGAUCUAAGGUCUGAGUUUCCUCUGCUAUUUGUCCCACACAAAGAAACUCAGACUAAGAUUCCUCAUUCUGAAAAGAUUGAGAAAUGUUCAGGUUGUGAAGGACGAGGUGAGCUUCCAUGUCGCACUUGUAACGCAGGUCAAGCACCUGGGCAUUACAAAGAAAAUCAAAUGACUGAGUGCAAUGUCUGCUAUGGGAGGGGCCUUGUUGCUCAUAGAGAUGGAUCUGAUACAAUAUGUAAGAAAUGUAAUGGCAAGGGAAAGCUUCCUUGUGUUACUUGUGGUUCCCGUGGACUGAUGAAAUGUGAAACUUGUGAAGGACGAGGUUCUCAUGUUACCCGCAAUGUUGCCACCGUUAGAUGGAAAACACUUUCAACCCGAAAAGUAAGUGCCACAAGCGGUGCAGCAUCAGUUCCGGAUGACGUCUUUCACAGAGCCAAAGGGAUACAACUUUGCAACAUACAGGCAUAUCAAUGCACACCUGCCUUUUUCGCAGACUCUUAUUUCCUAAACAAAUUCUCCUCAGAUGUUAUAGCAGAACGAGCCCAUGUUCCUCCUGCAGCAAGAAUAAUUUGUGAGAGGCAUAUCAUAUCUGUUGUUCCCGUGACUCGUGUUACUAUGGCCAAAGGAAACCAGUCCUUCAGCUUUUACAUUAUUGGAGUUAGUCGAGAGGUGUACCUAAAAGAUUACUAUCCGUCGAAGUUCUGUUGGGGACUCUGCCCAUGCUUUGAGUGGCUGAAGCUAUAGCUUGAUUAAAACCCCUCCCUUAUACUCAAGAAAGCUCAGGACUGAAAUUUGGUUGUAUAUGAUUUAUGUUUUCGUAAACUUGUUCUUUCUCUUGUAUUUAUGUUCGUCUUUUGUAAUAUUACGUUGUUGAACCAAUGUCAUCUAAGGUUUCUUAACCUGUCAGUUAUAUCAUCCUUUUUGAGGGAAUAAAAAUGUAUGUAAGAAUUUCUAUACGGAUUAAUGGUAUCUUCUUCGACAGGGCAGCAA
This is a messenger RNA of Papaver somniferum (opium poppy), 1575 nucleotides long. RefSeq names its product protein SSUH2 homolog. NCBI's taxonomy places the organism in Eukaryota, Viridiplantae, Streptophyta, Magnoliopsida, Ranunculales, Papaveraceae. The record is from RefSeq and is a predicted model, not a curated record. The transcript is spliced from 6 exons. The coding region runs from base 67 to 1329 and encodes 420 amino acids.